Clarias gariepinus (North African catfish) is the source of this 2919-nucleotide messenger RNA. It is a transcript of the gene acap1, whose product is annotated as ArfGAP with coiled-coil, ankyrin repeat and PH domains 1. Gene Ontology annotation, cellular component: cytoplasm. The coding region runs from base 594 to 2861 and encodes 755 amino acids. The transcript has 23 exons. Lineage: Eukaryota; Metazoa; Chordata; Actinopteri; Siluriformes; Clariidae. The record is from RefSeq and is a predicted model, not a curated record. Gene Ontology annotation, molecular function: protein binding; GTPase activator activity.
GAGAAGAGUGCCUGUAGUGAGGACUGUAAUUAUUCCCCGAGGAGACGUCAUUAUAGUUUUUUUUUUAAUUCUUAUUAGUAUUACUCAAAAUCAAGAUCAGCGCGGUAAAUGCGCGUGCACGCAAUUAGUCUGGUUAAAUAGUCGGAAGUUUGGCGCGCAAUGGAGCGAAUGAUCUCGCGCACUGGAUAGGAGAACGACAGCUCUCUUGACGACUCGCACUCGGCGUUUAUUUAUUUAUUUUUAUUUAUCAUAUAAACUAGUUGUAUUUUAUGAAUGUAUGUAUGUAUUUCCAGACGGUUUCGGACGUGUGGAUAGUAAGGUCAGGUACUUGUUACAUAAGUAUGAGUUUGGCACAUCCGAGGAUUCAGCUGGGAUUGUGUUUAAGUUUCCAAACGCGCCUGUAAAUGCCUCUGUGUGGUUAAUUCGGAGAGCCCAUAAUGAGAGCGACAUUUCUGGACACAGUUUAAAUAGGACUGAUUUUAGGGUGAAAUACAGGAGGACAGCUACAGGCUGGUACAGCUCAUGACACAAGAAGGAGUAAUCAUAUCUGUCGUUUAUUUUUUAUUUUUUAAAAACAUCAUAUCACUGACAGAAUGACUAUCCAGAUGGAAUUUGAAGAGUGCUUAAAGGACUCCCCAAAGUUCAGGUCGCAAAUUGAGGGAGUAGAGGUGAAUGUGAAUGAACUGGAGUCACGACUCGAAAAGUUGGUGAAGCAGUGUAAUGCUAUGCUGGAUGCAGGCCGAACAUAUUGCGUGAGCAGUAAGAGCUUUGUAAGUGGAAUCAGGGAGCUUGGAUACAACUUCCCUGAAGACACAACAGUGCGGAAGUGUCUGGAAACAUUCUCCAAGAAGCUGUCCACCAUCCUCAUGGCUCAGGAGGAGCUCAUUGAAAGCACACAGAGGUCAGUGAAACAGAAGCUGCAGAGUUUUGUGAAAGAGGAUGUGAAACGCUUUAAAGAUGCACGCAAGGAAUUUGAGCGCAGCAGUGAGACUCUGGAGGCAGCUUUGGGCAGAAAUGCUCAGGCCCCUCGGGGAAAGACACAUGAGGUUGAGGAAGCCAGUCAAGCCCUUAUUCAAGCCCGUAAAGCCUUCAGAUCAGGGACCUUGGACUAUGUACUGCAGAUUAAAGUUAUUGAGUCCAAGAAGGAGACUGAUAUAAUGAUGUCGAUGAUCUCGCUGAUGGAAUCCCAGGCUGCCUUCUUCCAGCAGGGUCACCACUCCCUCGCAGAACUAGAGGAAUAUCGCAAACAACUAAACGAUGAGUGUACACAACUAGUUUUAAACUGUGCAAGAGAAAAGAGGGACAUGGAGCAGAGACAUUGUGACAUCAAGAAAAAGGAUGAGUCCUAUGAUGAAUCGAUCUUGGACUUCAAUCCAGACACAAACAGUGGAAUUGCCAUGGAGGGCUACCUAUACAAGAGAGCCAGCAAUGCCUUCAAAACAUGGAGCAGGCGUUGGUUUACCAUUCAAAAAAACCAACUGGUCUACCAAAAGAAAUUCAAAGAGCAGCCCACUGUGGUGGUGGAAGACUUGCGCCUGUGCACAGUGAAACCCUGUGCUGAACAGGAUAGAAGGUUCUGCUUUGAGGUUGUCUCACCCUCCAAGAGUUGUUUAUUGCAGGCUGAUUCAGAGCGACAGCAGCAGGGCUGGAUGAGUGCUGUGCAGAACAGCAUUGCUUCAGCAUUUCAGGAAAGGAGAGAGGACACAUGCAGCCCUAGGGAGCGCUGCAGCUCUAUGUCAGGCAGUUUGAAUCAAGGUGUCGAGCGAAAGGACUGUAAAGCCUUGGAGGAGGUGCAGGCUAUACCUGGGAACAACCAGUGCUGUGACUGUGGAGAACCAGGACCGGACUGGGCCUCCAUUAAUCUGGGCAUAACACUCUGCAUCACCUGCUCUGGAAUACACAGGAGUCUGGGUGUCCAUUUCUCUAAAGUACGCUCUUUAACCUUGGACUCGUGGGAGCCUGAACUUAUAAAACUGAUGUGCGAGUUGGGAAACACUGCUAUCAACCGGAUCUACGAGGCACGCAUUGAUGAGAUUACGAUAAAGAAGCCACACCCUUCCAGUCCCAGGCAGGAUAAAGAGUCGUGGAUACGUUCAAAAUAUGUGGAGAAAAAAUUUAUCCACAAGCUUCCUGAAACAGGGCGUGGGACCCCGCUGCGUCGCUCCAGUGCACGCCGUCAUCGAUCAACGACACAAGACAAACUGAGCCAACGUCCUCCCCUUAAGCCUAAACCCAGCAGAGCCACUCUGGCACGAAACACAGGCUUGACCCCAAGUGAAAUAAUGAACAGUACUGGCUCUUCCAAAGAUGAGGAAGAGGAGGAGGAUUUGAGUGGUCUUCACCCUGGCGCUCUUCUGUACCGCUCUGCAUCACUCCAGCAUUUUCCCGUUAUGGCCGAUGCUCUAGCUCACGGGGCUGAUGUUAAUUGGGUUAACGUAAACGAGGAGAGCAAAACACCACUCAUACAGGCAGCGACUGUGAAUUCUUUGGCAGCAUGUGAGUUCUUGCUGCAGAACGGUGCAAAUGUUAACCAGGCUGACUCGAACGGGAGAGGACCCUUACACCAUGCUACUAUACUGGGACAUACAGGGCUGGUGUGUUUGUUUCUGAAAAGAGGUGCUGACUACAACAAAAAGGAUGUCAGCCAAAAAGACCCAAUCACCAUAGCUGUAGAGAGUGCCAACGCUGAUAUUGUUACACUCCUCCGAAUAGCCAAGAUGAACAAGGAGAUGCGGGAGAUGGACGGCUUCGCUCAAUCAGGUGAUGAGACCUAUCAAGAUAUCUUUAGGGAUUUCUCUCAAAUGGCUUCCAACAACCCUGAGAAGCUGAAACGACGCAGUGCUGAUAUCAAAACCCCAUAACCAGAAGAUGCAAGAUUGUACCAGUUCUCUUAUUAUUCUCUCACACAUGUGCUGGAAG